AUGGAUCAACCAAAGAAACCUAACAAGAUCAGAGACAUAGUUAGACUUCAACAAGUCCUUAAGAAAUGGAGAAGAAUAGCCAAUGCUUCAAAAACAAGCAACAACAGUACCACUAGUAAGAGAAUAAAGUUUCUUAAAAGAACACUUUCAAUGUCCGAACGCGAAGGAGGAGGAGGAUCGAGCGCGGUUCCAAAAGGGUACCUAGCAGUUUGUGUUGGUGUAGAACUUAACAGGUUUGUUAUACCAACUGAGUAUUUGACUCAUAAAGCCUUUCAUGUAUUACUCAGAGAAGCAGAAGAAGAAUUCGGAUUCGAACAAACUGGUGUUCUGAGAAUUCCUUGUGAAGUAUCUGUGUUUGAGAGUAUAUUGAAGAUGGUGGAAGGAAAAGAUGGAUUUUCUACUCAGAAAUGUAGUUUUGGUAUUGAAAAAAUGAUGGGAUACUGUUCCUCAAACCAGCUUGGUUAUUAUCAUCAACCUCAUAGUCCUAUGUGCAGAUAG
Vicia faba (fava bean) is the source of this 498-nucleotide messenger RNA. The record is from the annotation of a GenBank genome assembly. NCBI's taxonomy places the organism in Eukaryota, Viridiplantae, Streptophyta, Magnoliopsida, Fabales, Fabaceae.